AUGGAAUUGGAACUGUCUCGAGAAUCUGAAAGAGUGAAGCAAGAAGAGAACAUACCUGUUGCUAUAUUGUUGGCCACGUGUCCUGCCCUAUGCCGUUGGUUAUAUCUUGGUGAUGGGAUUGGUCUGACUUGUGUGUUGGUUGUUUUGGAGGCCAAACACAGACAAGCACUUCUCUUUAUCUGCGUAGUAAGCCGAUACCCAGAUAAAAACAAUGGGUUUGGUAUUGGUGUCAAUCUUAAACACCUUCAGCCAAAUGUGAAAAAAGGUGAAGCCGACCACGUGCCUUUACGUGAAGAUAAUCUUCUUCUGAUGACAACUCAUAUCAAAGAGCUUGAAGCAAGAGUGGUAAAGCUGAAACCAGAGAUAGAAUUGAGGAAAAAAGUUGUGCAGGUUGCUGCUGAGGAUACAAACACAACUUUGGAGCACAAAAGUGUGUAG
Molecule: messenger RNA, 438 nt
Organism: Sphenostylis stenocarpa
Lineage: Eukaryota; Viridiplantae; Streptophyta; Magnoliopsida; Fabales; Fabaceae
Source: the annotation of a GenBank genome assembly